Symphalangus syndactylus (siamang) is the source of this 3300-nucleotide messenger RNA. It is a transcript of the gene PTPN2, whose product is annotated as protein tyrosine phosphatase non-receptor type 2. Gene Ontology annotation, molecular function: non-membrane spanning protein tyrosine phosphatase activity; protein kinase binding. Gene Ontology annotation, cellular component: cytoplasm; nucleus. The record is from RefSeq and is a predicted model, not a curated record. Gene Ontology annotation, biological process: negative regulation of ERK1 and ERK2 cascade; peptidyl-tyrosine dephosphorylation; negative regulation of receptor signaling pathway via JAK-STAT. NCBI's taxonomy places the organism in Eukaryota, Metazoa, Chordata, Mammalia, Primates, Hylobatidae.
UGCGCGCUGACGUCCGACGCUCCAGGUACUUUCCCCACGGCCGACCGGGCUUGGCGUGGGGGCGGGGCGCGGCGCGCAGAGCGCAUGCGCCGCAGACCAGCGCGCUCCCCGGAUCGUGCGGGGCCUGAGCCUCUCCGCCGGCGCAGGCUCUGCUCGCGCCAGCUCGCUCCCGCAGCCAUGCCCACCAGCAUCGAGCGGGAGUUCGAAGAGUUGGAUACUCAGCGUCGCUGGCAGCCGCUGUACUUGGAAAUUCGAAAUGAGUCCCAUGACUAUCCUCAUAGAGUGGCCAAGUUUCCAGAAAACAGAAAUCGAAACAGAUACAGAGAUGUAAGCCCAUAUGAUCACAGUCGUGUUAAACUGCAAAAUGCUGAGAAUGAUUAUAUUAAUGCCAGUUUAGUUGACAUAGAAGAGGCACAAAGGAGUUACAUCUUAACACAGGGUCCACUUCCUAACACAUGCUGCCAUUUCUGGCUUAUGGUUUGGCAGCAGAAGACCAAAGCAGUUGUCAUGCUGAACCGCAUUGUGGAGAAAGAAUCGGUUAAGUGUGCACAGUACUGGCCAACAGAUGACCAAGAGAUGCUGUUUAAAGAAACAGGAUUCAGUGUGAAGCUCUUAUCAGAAGAUGUGAAGUCGUAUUAUACAGUACAUCUACUGCAAUUAGAAAAUAUCAAUUAUAUUGAGAACUUGUGGAUCACACUGUAUUUGAAAUUAUUAAUGCUGGAUGUUAAAAGGUCACUAAAAAGUGGUGAAACCAGAACAAUAUCUCACUUUCAUUAUACUACCUGGCCAGAUUUUGGAGUCCCUGAAUCACCAGCUUCAUUUCUCAAUUUCUUGUUUAAAGUGAGAGAAUCUGGCUCCUUGAACCCUGACCAUGGGCCUGCGGUGAUCCACUGUAGUGCAGGCAUUGGGCGCUCUGGCACCUUCUCUCUGGUAGACACUUGUCUUGUUUUGAUGGAAAAAGGAGAUGAUAUUAACAUUAAACAAGUGUUACUGAACAUGAGAAAAUACCGAAUGGGUCUUAUUCAGACCCCAGAUCAACUGAGAUUCUCAUACAUGGCUAUAAUAGAAGGAGCAAAAUGUAUAAAGGGAGAUUCUGGUAUACAGAAACGAUGGAAAGAACUUUCUAAGGAAGACUUAUCUCCUGCCUUUGAUCAUUCACCAAACAAAAUAAUGACUGAAAAAUACAAUGGGAACAGAAUAGGUUUAGAAGAAGAAAAACUGACAGGUGACCGAUGUACAGGACUUUCCUCUAAAAUGCAAGAUACGAUGGAGGAGAACAGUGAGAGUGCUCUACGGAAACGUAUUCGAGAGGACAGAAAGGCCACCACAGCUCAGAAGGUGCAGCAGAUGAAACAGAGGCUAAAUGAGAAUGAACGAAAAAGAAAAAGGUGGUUAUAUUGGCAACCUAUUCUCACUAAGAUGGGGUUUGUGUCAGUCAUUUUGGUUGGCGCUUUUGUUGGCUGGACACUGUUUUUUCAGCAAAAUGCCCUAUAAACAAUUAAUUUUGCCCAGCAAACUUCUGCACUAGUAGCUGACAGUGCUACAUUAAUCAUAGGGGUUUGUCUGCAGCAAACGCCUCAUAUCCCAAAAGCGGUGCAGUAGAAUAGACAUCAACCAGAUAAGUGAUAUUUACAGUCACAAGCCCAACAUCUCAGGACUCUUGACUGCAGGUUCCUCUGAACCCCAAACUGUAAAUGGCUGUCUAAAAUAAAGACAUUCAUGUUUGUUAAAAACUGGUAAAUUUUGCAACUGUAUUCAUACAUGUCAAACACAGUAUUUCACCUGACCAACAUUGAGAAAUCCUUUAUCACAGGAUUUGUUUUUGGAGGCUAUCUGGAUUUUAACCUGCACUUGAUAUAAGCAAUAAAUAUUGUGGUUUUAUCUACGUUAUUGGAAAGAAAAUGACAUUUAAAUAAUGUGUGUAAUGUAUAAUGUACUGUUGACACGGGCAUCAACACUUUCUAUUCUUCAGCAUUUCAGGGUAAAUAUAUUUUAUAAGUAUUUAAUCUUUUGUAGUUAACUGUACUUUUUAAGAGCUCAAUUUGAAAAAUCUGUUACAUAAAAAAUAAAUUGUAUGUCGAUUCAAUUGUACUGGAUACAUUUUCCAUUUUUCUAAAGAGAAGUUUGAUAUGAGCAGUUAGAAGUCAGAAUAAGCAAUUUCUACUAUAUAUUGCAUUUCUUUUAUGUUUUACAGUUUUCCCCAUUUUAAAAAGAAAAGCAAACAAAGAAACAAAAGUUUUUCCUAAAAAUAUCUUUGAAGGAAAAUUCUCCUUACUGGGAUAGCCAGGUAACAGUUGGUCAAGACUUUGUAAAGAAAUUGAUUUCUGUAAAUCCCAUUAUUAAUAUGUUCAUUUUUCAUGAAAAUUUCAAUGUAGUUGGGGUAGAUUAUGAUUUAGGAAGCAAAAGUAAGAAGCAGCAUUUUAUGAUUCAUGAUUGCAGUUUACUAGACUGAAGUUUUGAAGUAAACACUUUUCAGGUUCUUUCUACUUCAAUAAAUAGUAUGAUUAUAUGCAAACCUUACAUUGUCAUUUUAACUUCUUAAUGAGUAUUUUUUAAAGCAAACUGUAUAAUGAAUUUAACUGCUCAUUUGAGUGCUAGCUUUCCUCAGAUUUCAACAUUCCAUUCAGUGUUUAAUUUGUCUUACUUAAACUUGAAAUUGUUGUUAUAAAUUUAAUUGCUAGGAGGCAUGGAUAGCAUACGUUAUUGUGGAUAGCAUACCUUAUUUCAGUGGUUUUCAAACUAUGCUCAUUGGAUGUCCAGGUGGGUCAUCAAGAGGUUACUUUCAACCACAGCAUCUCUGCCUUGUCUCUUUAUAUGCCACAUAAGAUUUCUGCAUAAGGCUUAAGUAUUUUAAAGGGGGCAGUUAUCAUUUAAAAACAGUUUGGUCGGGCGCGGUGGCUCACGCCUGUAAUCCCAGCACUUCGGGAGGCCAAGGCGGACGGAUCACGAGGUCAAGAGAUCGAGACUGUCCUGGCCAACGUGGUGAAACCCCUUCUUUACUAAAAAUACAAAAAUUCGCUGGGCAUGUAGUCCCAGCUCCUUGGGAGGCUAAGGCAGGAGAAUCACUUGAACCUGGGAGGCAGAGGUUGCAGUGAGCCGAGAUUGCGCCACUGUACUCCAGCCUGGCAACAGACCAAGACUUCAUCUCAAAAAAAAAAAAAAAAAAAGUUUGAAAACCAUUGGUAUAGAUAGAUAUUUUGAAUUGAUUUGCAUAGUCUCCUUGAAUGUGUUAAAUUAUGUUGAAAGUAUGAAAGCAGGAUGUAGGUGGUACUACAUAUUAAAUAAGAUUUAUAUAACGUG